UCCGGCACCUCCCCAAGCUGCCUCCACAGUCCACACCCAGAGCAGAGCACACAUGCCUUUGCCUUUCUCUCCUCUAUUCUAUCGAUCGCCGGACAAGAAAAUGGCCAAGGUGCACCCCAACGCCGCCGACCCAGCUGAGCCGCCCUCGCCGGCGCCAGAGGUGGAGGAGCCGCCCACGGUGCUGACGGUGUGGCGCAAGUCGCUGCUCUUCAACUGCGACGGCUUCACCGUCUUCGACGCCAAGGGCGACCUCGCCUUCCGCGUCGACUGCUACGGCUCCGGCCGGCGCCGCGCCGAGGUCGUGCUCAUGGACGUCGCGGGCAAGCCGCUCCUCACCGUCCGCCGCAAGAGGCUCAGCUUCCUAGCGGAGCACUGGGUCAUCUACGACGGCGACGCCGCGGAAGACGAAUCCUCCAGGCCGCUCCUCUCCGUCCGACGCCACGUCAGCCUCCGCGCCUCCAAGGCGCUGGCGCACGUCACGCCCCACGCCGCCUCUGCUACCUCCGCGACGUACGUGGUGGAGGGGUCGUACGGGCGGCGGGCCUGCGCGGUGCGCGACGCGCGCGGGGACGCGGUGGCCGAGGUGCGCCGGAAGGAGUCGGUGGGCGACGACGUGUUCCGGCUGGUGGCGGAUCCCCACCUGGGCGCACCGCUCGCCAUGGGCCUCGUCAUCGCCCUCGACGAGAUGUUCGCCGGCGGCCGUGGCAGGUCGGCGCGGUCGUCCCUGCUGCGCAGGACAUGGUCGGCGUAGCAGCAUAAACGCGGCUGCCAAGGACACCACAUGUACAGAACGCCUCUACAGAGAUCCCAGCUUGUGAGCAGCGGUGGAGAUUAGCGAUUAGCAUUUAGCAGGCAGGCUCUGUUUCUUGUAGUCAGCCGCAGCUACCUGCAUUCUGUCUCUUGUACAAACACACUACCUCCUCAAUUCUUUUUGGUUGCCUACAAUUCCUUGGUCGUCAUAGUCUUGUUCCUCCAGGAUUAAUGUUUUGAGCUUCAUUUUGUUGAUUCAUCUUUUAGAUUCAGAGUUUGAUACAGAUACUAAGAAA
Molecule: messenger RNA, 1046 nt
Organism: Setaria italica (foxtail millet)
Lineage: Eukaryota; Viridiplantae; Streptophyta; Magnoliopsida; Poales; Poaceae
Product: protein LURP-one-related 8
Exons: 1
Coding region: 53-751 (232 amino acids)
Source: RefSeq, a predicted model, not a curated record